GGGAGCGGGGAAGACGGAGACCGGGGUGCAGGCAUCUGUGCCAGGGCUCUGGGCUCAGGAGGAGGAGAAGCCGCUCCGGCAGCGCUAGGCAAGAGGGAGGCAAGGCAGGCAGGGGAGCUGCUCCCCUCAAGCCGUCCGUCGGCAGCCGGGGAAGCGGCAUGCAGCUGGCAGGGGGCAGCCGGCUUUUCUCAGGAGAGCGAUGGAGAUCUGCUAUCUGACAAUGCCUGGGUGAGAGGAGGGGAAGAAAAGAAGCAGCCAGCCAACCCCACCACCAGCCGCCACUACCACUGUCACCACCAGCACCAGCACCACCACCACCUCCUCCUCCUCCUCUCUCUGCAUUGUUGCUCGCAUCUGCUCCACCGUACUCUGUAUUGGAUGGAUCUGUGGUGAGACCCAGCCGGAUCCACCUGCAAAACCCAACAACAUUUCAAUAGGGAGAGGACGAAGAAGAAAAAGAAGAAGAAGAAAGAAGAGGAAGAAGAGAGAGAGGGAGGGAGAGUGGACGAACGAAAGCGGGAGAGAGAGAGAGAAAGGAAGGCAAGAAAAUCCCCCCCAAUCUUUUAAGUCAAUGCAUAUUGUGGUGACACUGGCAACGGAGCCCUCACGGUGGAGUCGGCCAGGGCUGUGCGUUCCCAAAAUAUGACCAGGGGUGCUUGGAUGUGCAGUCGGCAGUACGAUGACGGCCUAAAAAUCUGCUUUGCACCCCGGGAGAACGAGAAACCCUUCACUGAUUCAGAGAGGGCUCAGAAAUGGCGACUGUCCCUGGCAUCGCUCUUGUUUUUCACAGUCCUGCUCUCUGAUCACUUGUGGUUCUGUGCCGAAGCCAAACUCACCAGGACCAGAGACAAGGAGCAGCAGCAGCAGCAGCAGCAGCCGCCCGAGCAUCCGGAGCGGGAGCUACUCUCUAGCAUGGGGGAGCCCUCGCCUGCAGCACAGGCGGCCCAUAGACUCCUCUCCCCCUCAUUACCCACCCUGCCUCCCUCCCCCAGCAGCAGCAGCAGCAGCGGUGGCAGCAGCAACAAUAAUAACAAUAACAACAACAACAACAAGGCUAUUUUUCUAGGGAACUCUACCAAACCUUUUUGGCGCCUGGAGACGUGUUAUCCGCAGAGCUCCGCAUCUGGCCAGUGUUUCAGCGUGGAGGAUGCGGACUCUGUGUGCCGGAGAUGGAGCCGGGAGCAGCAGGUGACGGGGAAUCAUCCGCCUCCGAGCUGGAACUUGACGGAUUUUUACCUUUCCUUUUGUAAUUCCUACACCCUUUGGGAGUUGUUCACCGGGUUGUCCAAUCCGGACACUUUGAACUGCAGUCUGGAUGUGGUGCUGGAGGGGGAAGGCUCCUGCAGCCAGUGCGUCCAGGCUUACCAGCGCUACGACCAGCACGCUCAGGAGAAAUACGAAGAGUUUGAGGUUAUGCUCCAGAAAUAUUUACAAUCGGAUGAAUACUCGGUGAAAUCGUGUCCUGAGGAUUGUAAGACUGUCUACAAAGCCUGGCUCUGUUCCCAGUAUUUUGAAGUCACACAGUUUCACUGCAGCAACAGAAUUCCUUGCAAGCAAUACUGUUUGGAGGUUCAGACAAGGUGUCCAUUUAUAUUACCAGACAAUGAUGAUGUCAUCUAUGGAGGACUAUCAAGUUUCAUCUGUACAGGGCUCUAUGAAAAUUAUCCAACCAAUGCAGAACCAGAAUGCUGUGAUGUCAGAUGGGGACUAUUACCAGAUAAUCAAUCCAAAGGGACUAUAAAAACAAGUGACUCAUCAAUGUGUCACAGGACAUCGCUCACAGUUUCAUCAGCAUCAAGACUGUGUAACAGCAGACUUAAACUGUGUGUUCUUGUAUUAAUUCUCUUACAUACAGUACUUACAGUCUCAGCAGCACAGAACUCAACAGGACUGGGCUUUGGAGGCAUAACAACUUUGGAAGAUAAUUCAACUAAUGAAGAAUAAAAGAAAGGAUACAUGUCAAAUGAUAGACACACAACAGGCCCAUGUGUACUACAGUCAAAUAUAACAGAGACUGGGUGCUUUUACCCUCAAAUCACUUCUUGAAAGGCCUUCUGGGUAAAAUUAAAAGGAUGGGCAACAAUCCAAACAAGGACACAUGAACACAGCUUUUUAUUGACUAAAAGGCUGUAUGGUGACUUAAAUUUCUCACACCAUUUUAUACACUGUGUUUUAAUGUUUGGAGUUUCUUUUUUUGUUUGUUUUUUGCACUUGUUAAUACAGGAUUUUAUUUUUGGGACCGUUUCUCAAAGCUAAACUAAGUCUUUUCACUGUCGAUAUAUUUCUAUUCAUUGUGUAUGUUCAUCUGAUAGUUCUGUCUUUUAUGUCCUGUCAGUUUCUAUUAGAGGAAUGACUGCUAUGAUUCCAUGGCAUAACAAAAAACAAAAAAACAACAAAAACAAAUUUAAAAAAACCAACAAAAACCACAAAAAAAAUACAAAAAAACACACACACCCCACCACCAAGCUAACUGUCCUUUUUACCUGUGGAAACCAUUCUCUUCCUUCCCCUUCUCCCAUCUCCCUUAAGCAGACAACAUCCACUUGCUUCUGUCUGUGUAAUCACAAUGAAUGGGUACACAUGAUUCUGGUGUACCUCUGCCACUGUUGCACAAACCAGCUGACUGAGCAAACCCAACCAGAGCAUGAGGGGGUUCCUUUUAGCUGAACAAACAAGUGCUCUCCUUACAAGGUGGGAUCGGACAGUUAACAAAUUUUUAUGUAAAGAAAUCUAUAACAAACUGUUGCUCCAAUUCCCAUUUUAAAGAAGUCCAGUCCUUUCUCGCUGGUCAGUUGAACAGGAGCAGCCUUUUUAGAUACAGUAUGGGAAACCAGUUAAGCUCAGCAAGUUGAAUAGUUGGGAGGCCUUCCUAUUGGAGGUAAAAGAUUGGCAUUCAUUGUGAAUUACGUUUUCAGUUCCACUGCAGUCACAUAACCAGCAAAGAUUCAUAAUGUCUGGGAGCAAAGAGAUUCAGAAAAAAAGAAGCCUUUUUGUUCUGACAAAGCUACAGUAGAAGCAUUUAAGCACCGACAGUACAAAUGAUGUGUUCAGUGUUGAAUCCAUUGUUUUUCUAACAGCUACAUGUUGUUGAAAGUUAUUUGAGUUAUUAAGGAUGCAUUGUGAUGUAUUAGCACAGCUGAAGAACAUGGGUUUUUUAAUAAAUAGGUCAACCAUUUUCAGAAGUAUGCAAUAAAACAGCAAAGAACAUACCAGGCUAUCAGUAAUCAAGGGAAAGAAGAGUAAUCUGAUUGCCUUUUCCAUUGCAUUUUUUUAUUUUUUAUUUUUUGGGGGGACAUUUUACCCGCUGAGUGUAUGAGUAUUUGCUUUAUAAAAAGGCUUUUUAGAGUUUACAAUAGAAUCAAUGGAAGGAAAAGUUAAUAAGGGCUGUUUUUAAACAUUUUACAUUCCUUCCUAUUCUCUAACUACACUUGGGAAGUGCACUUUAGAGAUGUUUGCUGUGUAGCUGGGAAAUGAAGGAAAACUAUAAGAAAUGUUCUCUUAGCAAAUAAAGUUUAGUUACCUACUUUCUAGCUUUGAAAUAUCCCUUGAUAAUUAUUUCCAUUAUAAGAGCAUUUAAUCACUGCUACUUAGGUAUGCAAUUUUUUUAAAUUCACAUUUUAUGGUUUGUGAAAUU
Molecule: messenger RNA, 3634 nt
Organism: Mauremys mutica (yellowpond turtle)
Lineage: Eukaryota; Metazoa; Chordata; Testudines; Geoemydidae
Gene: NALF1
Product: NALCN channel auxiliary factor 1
Exons: 3
Coding region: 643-1944 (433 amino acids)
Biological process (GO): calcium ion import across plasma membrane
Cellular component (GO): plasma membrane
Molecular function (GO): stretch-activated, monoatomic cation-selective, calcium channel activity
Source: RefSeq, a predicted model, not a curated record